This is a messenger RNA of Mangifera indica (mango), 764 nucleotides long. RefSeq names its product homeobox protein knotted-1-like 1. Bases 137 to 565 code for a protein of 142 amino acids. Gene Ontology annotation, molecular function: DNA binding. The record is from RefSeq and is a predicted model, not a curated record. NCBI's taxonomy places the organism in Eukaryota, Viridiplantae, Streptophyta, Magnoliopsida, Sapindales, Anacardiaceae. Gene Ontology annotation, cellular component: nucleus. The transcript has 4 exons.
GAGGUGCUGAAAAUAUUUUACCAUACUUGGAAACAAAAACCCAACUCUUCAAAACCGUCCACCAAAAAAUAGUAAAAGCUGAAGCCAAAACUCUACAGUGUAUUUAGACAGAGAAGGAGAAGAGAAAUAAUUAAUCAUGGAAGAUAAUGAUAAAAGCAGCAGAAUUAGCAGCAGCAGGGAGAAGAAAGAAGAAGAAGAAGAAAAUCAAAAUAAUGAAACUCUAAAGAGAAGAAUCUCAAGCCACCCUUUGUACGGACUCUUGAUUGAAAAUCACAUGGACUGCUUAAAGUUGGGAAGCGUUCUGAGUGUAGAAAGUGAUCAAGAUCUUGAGCUUCAUUACAAGCAAGAUGAUGAAAACAAGGCCAAUAAUAGCAUUCAUAACCUUUCAGAGCUUGACCAUUUCAUGGAAGCAUAUUGCUUUGCACUGAGCAAGCUGAAGGAAGCCAUGGAAGAACCUCAGCAAGAAACCCUAGCAUUCCUGGACGCCAUGCAUUCACAACUUACGGAGGUCACAGGAACUACCGAUCAUCCACCUCCCGAUACAUCUUCCGGGGAAAGAGAUUAAUUGGUGAACUUUGUUUUAUUAGAUGCGCUAAUCAGCUAAUGUGUGAUACUAGUUUUGUUGUUAAUUUGGGUUUGAAAUGGCACACUAUAACCAAUUAAUAUGUGUGAGAUUCGAUAAUCUCAUGAGCCUUUUUACUCGGAUAAUAUAAUACUUUAUGCAUUAAAUAAUCAAUAUAAACAUUGAUAUAUUUAUUUUGAAU